AUGCCAAGAGUGAAGUGAAAAAUGAUGGCCGCUGGAUCUUAAUCUACUUUCCUCGCACUGAAUUAGGCCUAGGGGUAAAGUGAUCGAUUUAAAAGGGGAACUUAGGCCUAGACCUGUACACAAAAAUUGGAAUUGGUUUAACAUGGAUACAUGCAAUGAACCACCAGUCUCAGAUUCUAAUUCAACAACCAACACAAACAUCUCAGAACGCUCCGAAUUUGGGGUCCAGUUGAAAAUCUUAAGGAUUAAUGAUCAGAUCAGGGAAUUGCAAACAAUUAUACGUGACAAACAGACCAGUAGAGGGGACUUUGUAUUUUAUGCAGACAGACUGAUUAGAUUAGUGGUUGAAGAAGGGUUGAACCAGUUACCCUUCACCCAAUGUGUGGUGACCACACCAACUGGCCAUCACUUUGACGGCAUUCAAUUUGCCAAGGGAAACUGUGGAGUGAGCAUCAUGAGAAGUGGUGAAGCUAUGGAACAUGGAUUAAGGGAUUGCUGCCGUUCCAUCCGCAUCGGCAAAAUCCUAGUUAAGAGUAAUGAUGAUACCGGAGAAGCGAAAGUAUUUUAUGCAAAAUUCCCAUCGGAUAUUCACAACCGGAAGGUCUUGCUUAUGUACCCUAUAUUAAAUUCAGGAAACACAGUGAUACAGGCAGUAAGAGUGCUACGGGAGCAUGGAGUCAAAGAUUGUAAUAUAAUAUUGCUUACCUUAUUCUGCACCCCACAUGGUGUUAGAGCUGUCAUUAACAAAGCAAGAGAUAUAACAAUAUUAACAUCAGAGGUCCACACUACCACUCCCAAUCAUUUUGGAACAAAGUACUUUGGAACAGAUUGAGGGCAGUAUUACAGCACCUCACACAGAUUGGAGGGUGUAUAAGACCAACACUUAAUGAAGUGAAGUGAUACCAUGAACACCACUCAACGGUUUAAAGGGUACCAUGUCGCCACUCUUAGAUAGAGGUGGUACCACACUACUCAUGGAUUGAACGUUAACAGCUACCGCUCACGGAUCAGAGUGUAGCACUCCACUACUUACCGAUUCAAUAAGUUUCUGUACUACCACUCACAGAUAGAAGGGGGUACCAUACCAUCAUUAAGAAUAUUGGUGCUUAUCAUACCACCCAUUCUGAAUCAAGGGUGACCACACCACCACUUUAUAUCUAUUUAUCAACCAACAAAAUCCCACCUGCUCCUUGCCUCUAGUUAAUGCAGCUGACAUGUUUAGUUUUUUUAACAUUUAUAUAUCAUAUCAUAUAUCGUUUAUAUAUCAUGACUGCCAGGAGCAUUUGUGUUUUGGCGCUAUAGUGUAUUACAGACUAUACAGUACCAUUUUUUAGCACUCCAGACAAGGCCUGAAAAAUAUAAAUUAAUUGUUUGAGAAAAAGCUAAAAAAACCUUUUUUUUUGGUUUUCCAAACCAUUUUUUUUUUUGGCCUAAUAUUUAUAUGGAUGCAAUUUAAGAUUGGUUUUGUUCAGUGAUUAUUUCAAAUUUCAUUUUUCCCCUCUAAAAAUCACAUUGGUCACAAUCGAUUAAGAGUUAGAGGCCAAAUCCACCACUAUUCAUGUCUAAUUAUGAAAUUUUGAUCUUUCAAUUUCUGUCUGUAUUGCAGGAUUUUUUCUCACGACCAAAACAACUACAUUCCUUAAACCUCAUAUUGAGAUUUAGGUCGUGUAAAGCAUCAUUUGUGUAUAUUUGUCGUGUGUAAGGGAUUGUCACGAAGUAGGACAGUGAUAUAUUCGCUAUUGACAAUUCUUGGCAUGUGUUGUGUGCCUAAAUAUAUAAAGAUAUUUAAAAAAUUGAAGAGUGCAUUAAUCAAGGAAAUGGUGAUAUAUGUGAUAAUUCAAGUUCAUUGUAAAACAGAAAUUUUAAAUUGGGUUGAUGUGAUGUAGUACUUUAUAUUUUUUUUAUUUAUUUCCUUCACAUCCAACUGCAAGUAAACUUGCCACUUGCAGGAUGGAAUGAUGUUUUAUAAACUAAGUCUCUAUAUGAGGCUUAGGGAGUGGAGUUGGAAUUGAACCCAGGACUCUGGAAUUCUGAAGCAAGCAUCUUAACCGCUAAGCUAUUCAAUUCUACUUCCAUAGUUCCACUACUUUCAUUACAAGAUCUCAAGACUAUAUCAAUUUCCUCAAAAUGUUUGGCCACCUCUUGAGUACUGUUACCUUAAGAUUAUUUAGAAAAUUACAGUACAUGAAAUGCAGUUAAUGCUUGAAUCCUAUUUCAUAUUUAAAUAGUUCAUUUCACUAGGCUUCCAUUGAUAAGCAACUUAUCCUGUCUAUAUUCAGCUGAACAAAGUUAUAAUUUUACUUGCCAAUUAAUAGAUGCCUUUUUUGUAUCCUGUUAGCAUAGAUCCAGGUACAGUAGUAAAUUUAAAGGUGGUUGUAGUAAAAGUGUUAAAGAUAGAAAAAGUUUUAGUUAAUAAAUUUUAUCCUUUAAAGUGAGGUGUUUAGUGUAUUGAAUUUUUGAGGGCCUAGUGAUUUGACCUGUAUCCCCUUUAUUUGCAUAAAAAAAAAAAAAUUAUUAAAAAAAUGUAUUUAUUCAAUUAAAUUUCCUGGGGUGUUUUUUUUUUUUUUUGGUGUAAAAUAGAUACAUACUGUAUAUACUCAAA
This is a messenger RNA of Anneissia japonica, 2602 nucleotides long. Its product is annotated as uracil phosphoribosyltransferase homolog. Lineage: Eukaryota; Metazoa; Echinodermata; Crinoidea; Comatulida; Comatulidae. Bases 143 to 832 code for a protein of 229 amino acids. The record is from RefSeq and is a predicted model, not a curated record. The transcript has 7 exons.